Molecule: messenger RNA, 1509 nt
Organism: Trichogramma pretiosum
Lineage: Eukaryota; Metazoa; Arthropoda; Insecta; Hymenoptera; Trichogrammatidae
Exons: 4
Coding region: 82-1509 (475 amino acids)
Source: RefSeq, a predicted model, not a curated record
GCGCACGGCGUUCACCUAUGGUAUCCCUUCAGUCAUUGCACACUAUUCACGAAGUUAACACGGGACGCAUGACACUGCAACAUGUCAAGACUCAAUUUCAUCCUAGUAUUACUGUCCAUUUCUCACGUGAGGGCGUUCGGUAAACGAUCCACCGAAGGAGUUGGCUUCGCGUGGGAUGUGACACCGGCCGAUCGACAAGACUACCAUCCCGGGAAUCAGCUCGGUUGGUCCACGCUCCGCCUCGAUGAUUCGCCUUUCGAGGUGCGCAGCGUCAGUGGAGUCGGUAAGCGUCUCUCGAGCAAGUCGUCCGACGCAACGAGCGGCCAGCAAAAGCGACUCCGUCGCCAGGUCGACGAACAGCACAUCGUCGAUAUCAAGCCCGAAAACAAAAGCUCGCGAGAAGCUCGAAUGAUGCCGUCGUCGUCGUCGGACAGCUGGUCCAAGUCGUUGGUUUCGCCGUCGGCGGCCUACCGACACCGAUACGACCAGUACGAUCCGAUUUACGACGACGACGUGGACAACAGCGAGGCGGCUAAUUUGCCUCCGCUCAUAAGAGCCCACUACGCGCCAAAAACGGACUUUGUAACCAGUGGCAGAGGCAGGUCACUGAAUCCUCACCUAGAUGGACGCUAUCCCGAAGCAAGAGAGUCUCGGGAUUUACCGGUAUCCAGAACGUACGAGGAUUACGACGUACCGGUGUUCCGCAAUAUCGUUCGAGAGCACGAUUUCGAUGUUCAGCUACCGAAAAAUUAUUAUCCCAAUCGGCAUCGGUCGCAGAGAGACUUUUAUCACCGAGGCGCCGCCAGCAGCAGCAUUCCCUACAACAACCGAUAUCGAGACGAAGACGAGGAUUACGAAACGUACGGCCGAUACAGACCGAUGCCCAAGCCAAAGAGAAUCAUCUAUUACGCCACCCUUCCGGAGAUCGUGCGGAAGCCGGUCGAUUUGAGAAACUAUCAGCGCCCGUACGAAGCUGUAGUCGUGUCGGCGUCGCCGCAACUUCGACCGGAAGCCCAGAUCGAGCCCGAAAGAAACAGAGUGGCGCCGAAUACCGUUGCCGUAGUUCCAGCCGAGCCUAGCAGAAGGCCAUUGCGAUAUUCCUAUGAUAACAACUAUGACAAUUACGUGAAAAGGUCAAGUUAUUACGAUCGCAGAAGACCUCCUUACGCCGCAGGUGAAGAGGAUCGGUUGGAUCGAAUGCGAGCUAGUUUCAACGAUCGAAUCCGAAGCGAUGAUCGUAGGUAUGAGAGCUUGGCUCGAUCAGUCAAUGAUCGUAAAACUCCUUGGCCAAUUCAGAUUGGAGCAGAAGUCAACGUUAAAGAAAAUGAAAGAAUACCCGGUAGAAAGUUUUUUGGUCAAAUUGAUAACUACGGUAGAUACGAUGAUUCAAGAUACAAAAAAAUUAUCGAUAACGAAGAUAGAAAAGAAGUUUUCAAUGACGAAAGAAAAAAUAACGAACGCAUUAAUAAUACAAAUAGUAAUAGCUACAAUAAUAACGACUCCAAAUGA